Molecule: messenger RNA, 2898 nt
Organism: Eriocheir sinensis (Chinese mitten crab)
Lineage: Eukaryota; Metazoa; Arthropoda; Malacostraca; Decapoda; Varunidae
Product: vascular endothelial growth factor receptor 3-like
Exons: 15
Coding region: 270-2567 (765 amino acids)
Biological process (GO): multicellular organism development; cell surface receptor protein tyrosine kinase signaling pathway; positive regulation of kinase activity
Cellular component (GO): signaling receptor complex
Molecular function (GO): ATP binding; transmembrane receptor protein tyrosine kinase activity
Source: RefSeq, a predicted model, not a curated record
AGUACUACGUUAGAGGAUACAGCUUUGAACUGAAGUGUGUGAACUAUGACUAUGUGGACGCACAAUUAACCUGGACUUACCCAAACUCAAACGCUGAGCAUGGAUUGGAACAAGAUAGCAAUGACAGUCACCGCUGGAGCUUUCUAAGGGUACAGAACGCCUCGGAGAGUGACACAGGAGUCUACAUUUGCUCCGUCAGCGCUCCAGGCUAUUUGCCAAAUAGUGAUUUAGUGAACAUCACUAUCAGGGGUAGGCCCCACAAGCUGAAGAUGAACGGUGUUCCUUCCUCUCUCAAGGAGGGAAUGAGUCUGAACAUCACCUGCUCAGCCGUGGGAUUUCCUCCAGCUGAUGUCAGUUUACAGUUUCAAUACUGCUCCAGUGGAAAUAACUCCUGUAGUCCCCCGGUAAAGGUGCUUCAGACUGGAAAGGAGAAUACUGCCGUCCUCACUCCUGGAAACAUUGUUGAGAAAAAUAUGACCUUCUCUCCCCACACCUCGGGACUAUUGUGGUGCGUUGGGGAAAACAUUCUUGGAACUGGAAACACAUCAGCUGCUGUCAGGAUAUCUUCUCGAGGGGUGAGCAAAGGAGUCCAAGUGGAGUUGACUAUAUCCCUCGUGGGCAUUGCGUUGCUGUUUCUUGUGGUCUUUGUUCUUCUGACCCAAGUGAAGAGGGAAAGAAAGAAAAGUGAAUCAUUUAAAGCAAUGAGGGAUCGCCUGAUAAAGGGUAAUAUUGGCCAGCUGAACCCCAACUGCACAGUUGAGCAACAAGCAGUCAAUCUGCCUUAUGAUGAAAGCAGGUGGGAGGUACCCCGGAGGAACAUCACACCAGGAAAGCUGUUGGGCUCAGGUACCUUUGGCCAGGUGAUUAAGGCAACUGUGAUAGGCCUGAGGGGUCGUGCUACCACCAGUUCCACCACUGUUGCCAUCAAGAUGUGUAAGAGUCCAACUUUCAAACAGCUGGAGGCCUUCAUCAUGGAGCUCAAGAUAAUGAUCCAUCUCGGCCAACACCUCAACGUAGUCAACCUGAUGGGAGCCAGCACGGUCCAGUGCGACCAAGAUCUCUGGAUUCUGGUUGAGUACUGUCGAUUUGGUGACAUCCUUAAUUUCAUGAAACGUCAUCGCAGAGAAUUCAUAGAUCAGAUUGAUGCUGCCACUGGCAGGAUUGACUUUGAGAGGACUGCCAUGGAUCCAUCCUCUCCGUUGCCCCAUUCCUCCCGUCACGUACAAGCACCUGUCGACACGCAAGCCUCUCUGGCUCUCAGCUCUCCUCAGUCUGCGCUCUCUGCCCAUCCACCAGGCCACUGUGCUAAGGCUGUUCACCUUUCCACUGUGUCAUCUGACAACUCUUCCACAAACCUCACACGACAAACCUCAUCCCCCUUGUCUCCUUCAGACUCCUGUUUCAUGGGUGAAGCUCAUUCAGACUCCAAAGGGAAGGCCUUCACAUAUGAGGUUGGCAGUGUCCCGGGGGUCAGUGCUCCCUUCUCCACCUGUGAUCUCCUGUCCUGGGGAUGGCAGGCGGCCCAAGGCAUGGCUUACUUGUCCAAUAGAAAUAUCCUUCACGGUGACUUGGCGGCUCGGAACCUUCUCCUUGCUGACAAUAAUGUGGUGAAGAUCAGUGACUUUGGUAUGUCUCGGGACGUAUAUAAAGAUAACGUCUACAAGAAGAAAAAGGACGCCCUCAUGCCCAUCAAGUGGUUGUCAGUCGAGGGCAUUCGUGACCGAAUCUUCUCUGUGCAGAGCGAUGUUUGGGCUUUUGGUAUUACCCUGUGGGAGAUAUUUUCCUUGGGGGGCUCACCUUACCCAGACAUUGACUGCACCGGCCUGCUGCGGCAUCUGGAGGAUGGCCACAGGAUGAGCCGUCCCAAAUAUGCCAAUGAUGACAUCCACAUAGUUAUGAUGGAGUGCUGGAAGGCAAAACCAAUGGAGCGACCUUCCUUCUACCAACUGGUGGACAUUCUGGGAUAUAUGAUGCCAUCAAGAUUCAGAGAGGAAUACUUGGUCACGAAUGGCGUCUACUGUUUCAUGCAAAUGAAUAAGGAGAGAUUCAAGGUUGAGCCGGACUACAUCACCAUGAUGGCCAAUCCAACCUUUGAGAAUAUGACCAAGGCUGCAGAGCCUGAUGGCACAUUGGACAAAGAUGAUCAGGAGCAUAUUAACAACUCUGCCUCGGUGGAGAUAGAGAUCCCAUGCAGAGUCAGCUACACGCCAGGGGAACGGUGUCCCUCCACCCUUUCCCCUGGGAGCAAUUACCUCCCUAUGAAGGAUUGUGUGAAUCCUGUGCGCCCCUCCAGCAAUGUCUUCAGCCCCAGGUCGCAGGAGGAGCCUUCAGAAAGAUUUACCUUCCCCUCAAAUACCAACAAGAGUAUUCGGUUAUCAUCUCUUCCUGAGGAGGAAGAAACCAACCUUCUAGAGUCCAAGCAAUCCCCAGCAAACACUCCCUUCCAAGGCAUGACAGCACAGCCACCUUCAGAAGAAGACAUAGCAAGCCACACCAAAGAUGACAUGCCUGUAGCAGAAAAUAUAAAUAUUGGCGACGACUGCAUAAUCAUACCGUCUACGGGUUAGGAAUACCUCAGCAAGCGCCAGAGGGCCUGCGCCCAACAAAUGAAGGAGAUUUUUCCUGAGCAGAUCAGAUUCUUAUGUGCUUCCCGAAGUGGAAAUACCAACAAAAAAACUGGUGGCCAGGCAGUGGGCAUCCCCUCUUAAUUAAUGUUUGUGCUGUGUUUACAGUAUAUCUAAAUCGCAAAUACUUAAAAUUUCCCUUCAAAGACACUUGUAUUGAGAUCAUUUGUCUCACACACGUCCCCAGUUAUUUUUGGGCUGGGCUUACGACCCCCAGCACCUCUUACGAGGCUAUGCCGCUGUGAUUGGUUUUGACAGUGCUCUCAAAGGAAGA